AUGUCAACCGGCCCGGCAGCCUCCGGAACGGCGGAACGGCGGAACGGCGGAACGGCGGAACGACAACAUGUCCAAGAGACCCGUGGGCAGGCGGAUAUUGAACUGAUGCCCGCAGGAGAGAUUGUCAAGCGUACGGCUGCUGCUGCUACGACUACUUUCGUUGCUGCAGACUCAUUCUUUCUUACCGACGACACAAACACCCAGAACGCAAGUGCAGAAUAUAUCUUCACCACUUCCACAGAUAAGAAACUCCAAUCCCCAGUCCCAUCCGCCAAAAUGCCAAACAUCACUACCCUCCUCUUCGACUGCGACAAUACGCUCGUCCUCUCCGAGGAGCUUGCCUUCGAAGCCUGUGCCGAACUCGCCAACGAGAUCCUCGCUUCGCGCAACAUCCCCGACCGCUACACCGGCCCGCAACUCCUCCACGAGUUCGUCGGCCAGAACUUCCGCGGUAUGAUGGUCUCGCUGAAAGCCAAGUUCAAGUACGAGAUGGACGACGCCGAGCUCGAGAAGUACGUCUCCUCGGAAGAGGACAAGGUCAUCGCCAAGCUCAAGGCGCAGUUGAAACCCUGCGUCGGCGCCGACCAGGAGCUCGAAAAGCUGGCCCGCGAGGGCAAGUACAAGAUGGCAGUCGUGUCGAGUUCGGCGCUGCGGAGGGUCGUCGCGAGUAUCGAGAAGGUUGGCCAGGACAAGUACUUUGGGAAGGAUGUGUAUAGUGCGGCGACGAGUCUGGAGAAGCCCACGAGUAAGCCCGAUCCGGCCAUUUACCUGCAUGCGAUGAAGGAGCUGGGCGUGACGGCCGAGGAGUGCGUCGCGGUUGAGGACAGCAAGAGCGGGGCGACGGCCGCCUUCAGGGCCGGCAUCAAGACGAUCGGGUAUACGGGUGCUUAUGAGAAGCAUGAAGAGGAGAGGAUGACCAAGGUGUUGACCGACGCCGGCUGUGUGGUGGUGAUGAAGCAUUGGGAAGAAUUUCAGGAUGCCUUGGACGGCAUUGCUAAGGGAAAGAGCCAGCUCUGA
This is a messenger RNA of Drepanopeziza brunnea f. sp. 'multigermtubi' MB_m1, 1017 nucleotides long. RefSeq lists its product as uncharacterized. The record is from RefSeq and is a predicted model, not a curated record. Lineage: Eukaryota; Fungi; Ascomycota; Leotiomycetes; Helotiales; Drepanopezizaceae.